AGACACUUGUAUGUUCUCUGCACAAAACCAUGGAUUUACAGCUCUACGCAGCUUCAUUCUUUGUGCUGCUUUUGACUCUUUUAUAUAUUCUGAAUAUUCUAAAGAAAUGGAAUGAAAGCAACACAAAUUUUCCUCCUGGACCCAGAAGUUUGCCACUGAUUGGGAAUUUACAUAUGUUGAAUUUUAAGAAACCUCAACUGACAUUUCUAGAGCUUGCAAAAGAAUAUGGCUCAGUGUUUACCUUUCACAUGGGCAUGAAAAAAAUGGUGGUCCUCACCGGAUAUGAGACUGUAAGAGAUGCACUUGUCAACAACGCUGAGGAGUUUGGGGAGAGGGCACAGGUCAAAAUAUUUCAGAGUAUGGACAAGGGAAUGGGGCUUCUAUUUUCUCAUGGUGAAAACUGGAAGACAAUGAGACGAUUUACAAUAAGCACCCUACGUGAUUUCGGCAUGGGAAAAAGUACAAUUGAAGAAAAAAUUACUGAUGAAUGUGUUUACAUGACAAAUAAGUUAGCUGAUUUUAAAGGAAAACCAGUUGACAACACCAUGAUCUUGAAUGCUGCGGUGGCAAAUAUUAUUGUAUCAAUUUUACUUGGACAUCGAAUGGAUUAUAAUGAUCCCCAAUUUCUGAGAUUAUUGAGUCUAGUUAAUGAGAAUGUUAGACUUGCGGGAACACCUAUGGUUUCGCUGUACAACAUCUUCCCAUUUCUUGGACUUUUCCCCGGAAGUCACAGAACCAUUGUGAAUAAUGUGAUGGAACAAUGUGAGUUUAUAACAAAGACAUUUGUAGAACAUUUAAAGAACUUGGACGAGAAUGACCAGAGAAGUUUCAUUGAUGCGUUCCUUGUAAGACAAAAAGAGGAGGCAGGAAACCCCCAAUCGUACUUCCACAACGGAAAUUUGACAAGAGUUGUCAGGAACUUAUUUUCUGCUGGAAUGGAGACAACAUCCACCACAUUGCGCUGGGGACUUCUACUGAUGAUAAAAUACCCAAAAAUCCAAGAAAAGGUCCAGUUGGAGAUUUCUCGAGUCUUAGGAUCUGCACAACCCAUGUACAGCCACCGAGGACAAAUGCCCUUCACAAAUGCAGUAAUACAUGAAAUCCAGAGGUUCUCUGACAUUGUUCCUCUGAAUUUGGCUCACGAAACAACCAAAGAUGUGACCUUUAAAGGAUAUUUUCUUCCAAAAGGAACCUAUAUCAUCCCAUUACUGUCAUCUGUACUGAGAGACCAGACGCAUUUUGAAAAACCUGAAGACUUUUACCCAAACCAUUUUCUUGAUGCUGAUGGAAAUUUCCUAAAGAAAGAGGCCUUUAUGCCAUUUUCUGCAGGUCGGAGAGCCUGUGCUGGAGAAACACUUGCAAAGAUGGAGCUCUUCAUCUUUUUUACAACCCUACUACAGAAAUUCACCUUCUACUUACCUCCAGGGGUGACUGAUGUGGACCUGUCAUCUGUUGUCGGAAUAACACAUGCUCCAAAAAAGCAAAUGAUGUGUGCAUUGCCUCGCUUUUGAAAGAAAGUAGAUUGUGUGUGGUAAUACAGAUGUUAAUAAAUACACUAAAAGCUUCAUAAUAUAAUGGAGGACUAUGCACGCCCAUUCAAUAGUUAAAAUUUCAUAAUUUUUUUUUUUAUCAUAGAUAAUUCUAGUUUUAUUAUUUACAUUAUUAUCAAAUCAUUAUACAUGUCAACUAGACAAUAUAUUUCAGGUUUUCAGUGACACUUAACCUAGAAAUGUAUGAUAAAAGGAAACAGAAUUUAACCAUAGUGUACCGGAUUUUGGCUAGGUUUCUGAAACAAAAGGUCAGAUUUACUUAUUCUGUAGAUAGUGUUAACCUAAAACUAAAUAUCCAUGUACAUUAAUGUAACAGAAUAUAAAAGCAUUCUCAAAGCAAAUGCAAAAUGUAUAAAUAAAUUAAUUUAAUACUGCAUUUUAUAUGCUAAAGAAAUAUGGGUUCUCAGCAAAUA
Molecule: messenger RNA, 1963 nt
Organism: Bufo gargarizans (Asiatic toad)
Lineage: Eukaryota; Metazoa; Chordata; Amphibia; Anura; Bufonidae
Product: cytochrome P450 2K1-like
Exons: 9
Coding region: 30-1511 (493 amino acids)
Biological process (GO): xenobiotic metabolic process
Cellular component (GO): cytoplasm; intracellular membrane-bounded organelle
Molecular function (GO): heme binding; oxidoreductase activity, acting on paired donors, with incorporation or reduction of molecular oxygen, reduced flavin or flavoprotein as one donor, and incorporation of one atom of oxygen; iron ion binding
Source: RefSeq, a predicted model, not a curated record